Molecule: messenger RNA, 2992 nt
Organism: Salvelinus sp. IW2-2015
Lineage: Eukaryota; Metazoa; Chordata; Actinopteri; Salmoniformes; Salmonidae
Product: tumor necrosis factor receptor superfamily member EDAR
Biological process (GO): positive regulation of JNK cascade; positive regulation of canonical NF-kappaB signal transduction
Cellular component (GO): plasma membrane
Molecular function (GO): signaling receptor activity
Source: RefSeq, a predicted model, not a curated record
AUAAUCAUCCCACACUAAACACAAAUAGACUGACAGACAGAUAGUCGGCCGUUCUGCUGUCAUGCUAAAGACUAAGGAACAGAGAGACGCAGACCGAAACCGUUUUUCCCACCUGCUAAUGAGUUAGACACAGUAAAUGGACCCGCCCAACUACAAUAACGCUCAAUAGAUAACGCGAGAGACGAAGGUGAUAUGGAGAGAGAGACGUUCUGCCUCAGUGGAGGUAAAGAGAGGGAUCAGGGAGAGGCGACGAUGAAAGACAGAUCACGGGAAGGUGUGAAAAUGUUCCAGAAAGGGAGUCAGAAAGAGUCUCUCUUCCUCUGUUUGUUAUUGGUAUCCUGUCCUCCCUCUCUCAGGUCAGAGUACAGUAGUUGUGGAGAGUUUGAGUUCUACAACCAGACCCUCAGUAGCUGCCAGCCCUGCCCACCAUGCCAACCUGGACGGGAGCCCCACAUGAACUGUGGCUAUGGGACUAAGGAUGAGGACUUUGUGUGUGUGUCGUGUCCGCCGGGGAAGUACUCGAAGGGAAAGUAUGAGAUCUGCAGGAGACAUAAGGACUGUGAAGGUCUGUACCGUGCUACAGUACUCAAACCUGGGACACCAGACAAUGAUGCAGACUGUGGACCCUGCUUACCUGGGUAUUACAUCCAGGAGAACCGGCCCAGGAACCUGUAUGGAAUGGUCUGUCACUCGUGUCAAAAUGCACCGCGCAACACUAAAGAGUGCAUGCUUACCAAAGCUGUGUUGUCAGGCAAAGCCCCCAGUGUCUCAACCAGCAGUACCACCAUGUUCCCUCACCCUCACAAAGACCCCACAGGACAGGGUCACCUAGCAACCGCUCUCAUCAUCGCCAUGUCAACCAUCUUCAUCAUGGCCAUCGCCAUUGUCCUCAUCAUCAUGUUCUACAUCCUCAAAGCCAAGCCCAGCGGACAGGCAUGCUGCUCUGGUCAGGUGGUGAAGGCUGUGGAGGCUCAGACCAACAAACAGGAGGACAAGAAAGAUGUUCCAGACAAUGUUGUAAUUUUUUCUGAAAAGGAUGAAUUUGACAAACUCAAACCUACGCCUCCAAAGACGGUGAAAAGUGAGAAUGAUGCAUCGUCUGAGAACGAGCAGCUGUUGAGUCGUAGUAUGGAUAGUGAUGAGGAGGCAGCCUUGGAGAGGCAGGGGGCAGCUGAUCCUAACCCCAGCCUCUGUCUCCUGAACCUGGGAACCAAGCCGGACAUCUGCCUGCUUUCCCUGGGGCUCCUCAACAGGGAUAAGACUGUAUCCAACCCCACCGGCCCUAUCAACGCUAACAACAUUAGCAAUAGCAAUGCUAACAUCAUCAAUAACAACAACUACAACAAGGCUACAGGGAUUCAGAGCCGGAGGAAAAAGAUCCUGGAUCUGUAUGCUAGAGCCUGCAAUGUGGCCGAGGGUCUGAGUCCUACAGAACUACCAUUUGACUGUCUGGAGAAGGCCAGUCGUAUGCUGAGCUCCUCCUACAGUAGCGGAGGUGCAGCCGUGGUGAAGACCUGGAGACACCUGGCAGAAAGCUUUGGCCUGAAGAGGGAUGAGAUCGGAGGGAUGAGUGACGGCCUGCAGCUGUUUGAGAGGAUCAGUACAGCUGGAUACAGCAUCCCAGACCUGCUCACCAGACUGGUGCAGAUAGAGAGACUGGAUGCUGUGGAGUCACUAUGUUCUGAUGUACUGGGAGGAGGAGAUACACACACUGUCCCUCUGUCCUCACCACGCUGUGCAAGCGUCUGACUCACGUACACACUAAUGUUCACACACACUCAUAUACACACAUGUAUGCACACAUGCAAUAGACGCAUGUGCAUAUACCCGCACAUACAUUCAGAAACAAACAGUUUUAGCUCUCAYCAUGAAGAAUGUCAGCAGGCCUCUCCAGAUCUCAGAUCUCUCUCCUUCUCGUCUCUCUGUCCCCCUCUGGCAAUGGACUGGCAAUUAACCUUGCUCUAGAUGCCUCGACAAAAGCUUUUUAUAACCUUCUUUAACAUUUUUGCUUUUGUUUACAUAGAUCACAUGUAGUACUAAUAAUAAUAUAAUAAUAUUAAUAUCAGAUUUGAAAAAUGGCAUAAUGGACCUCUGCCAGGACCCCUGUGGCCCCAGACCCUCUAUUACCCCGCCUGCCCCCAGCGGUCAGCUGCUGCCACUGGCUCUAAUUGGUUAUCGUGUGGCGGUCUGGUAUAAUAGUGUUGUGGUUUACAGUCGAGACUUUCAGCACCUAAUUAACCACUAAAACCAAUGAACCAGUAAAGACCAGAUGCCAGAGACUAUUAAAGAGACUGCUAACAGACUAGGCCUACUGCAGCCUGAGGAAUGCAGGGAGACAGAACUCCAGGAGACCCAGCACUGAGCUACGCUAUGGUCAGCCGGGCUCUGACACUAUGCUGGGUGAUUCCACAGGAUGGCAGCCAUUUUGUGCCAAAAAGCUCAGCACAUAUUAGCUAAUGGUGAUAAGCUCCCAGCUACAGACAUUUCAGGAACAAGAGAAGCCUCCUGUGUGUUUGGUUUAUAGUGUUUUAACAGUGCCUUUCUAUACCUGCAAGAAUGCUUUUUCGGUUGAGUGACUGGGGAGGCACACUCCCAUCGCUCAGUGUGUCUUCACUGCUCUGGUGUUUUAAGUUAGCCACGUUUAAAGGGGCUGGACUCCGGUAGUGUAUAUGAAUAAUAAAUGUGCAUGUACAAUGUUCAUCAUUUAGCACGUGUCCAUAACAGCUUCUUUAAGUUUCUCCUUGUUAUUUUCAAUUCAAACACAGCGUCAACAGAAGGCUAGUGGUUCAGGUAGGUAGUUUAGUGACAGAAGAUGACUGACUGUACUGUAUGUGCAGAACCUGGUCCUCUUACCUCAAGAUCACAACGCUCCACAGACUAGACUUUAGAAACAAUGGAAACAAAAACUAUUUUAUGGAAACAAAUGGAAAUGUAUAUAUAACUUAUUAUUGUACAUACUGUAUGCAUCAAUAAAGAAGUAUCAAUUUAAAAA